GGGCCGGAUCUUCUUUUCUCCGAGCAUGGUCCGAAGCGCCUUCAGAACCGAUCGAUAAUUUACAGAAUUUUGUUGGAGAUGCUGAAGCGAAAAUGGAGUAACAAACAGUACUGUGGCGAUGUCGAAUCGAAUCCAUUCGAGUUUGCCUACCGCGGCAGUGUGUUUGACCCGUACAAGAAGGACUCGAACAAAGUGCCCACGGUCGAGGAACAGUCACGCCUCAGUGCCGCAGCAGCGGACGCGGAGGACUUGAUCGAGGACAUUCCGCUCCCUGCCCACCGUUUGUCGGCGAAAGUUCGUCAACAGUAUCUGUACUAUUUGGAGCGUGUUUUGCGCAAAAACUAUCAUACCUGGUUAUCGUCUUACAGCGGCCACCCUGGCGAUAAUCCGUUCUCGGAUGGUGAGCUGCGGCAGUGUGCAGAAACUAUUGAAAUGCGAGCGGUUCAAUCGUGUAUGAUUACAUCGCUGUAUCAAAACUUUAUCCUCCAAAAGAUUGGAGAAAUCAGAAAACAAACCACCCUCGGACUCAUUCAUCAGAAUCUCACCGAUGUAAAGUUUCAACCGGCAUACGUUAAGCGAGAACAGUGUCACGUGGGCGUGCAGACCGAUUGUGGUGAAGCGUCGGAAUCCUUUGCAUUCCCCAAUGCAACCGUACCGAUGCUCAACCUGCCCGAGAUAAGCUUAGAAGAAAAGAUGGAAUUGUUUCAUCGAAAACACUCCACCUCCGAACAUUCAUCAUACGCCGAGAGCAGUACGAAACGUUCGGUGCAAAAGCACGAACCCAUCGCACACACCACGCCAGUACAAAUGUCGAACAGUGUGCCAUUAACGGUAGACGGUCCCACCGGCUCGAUAAUGGAAGGCCCACGGCCCCGCAAUGAUGCCAUGGACGAUGCGAUACUCAAGGAGCUGCAGGCAAUGUUUGAACCCGCGGACGAGGACGAGGUAAACAUAUUCGAAUGGAGCGAAGAUCAGGCCCAGGUGAAAGCAAUCAUAAACGAGAUUGAAAGCGUCGAACCGACCCAAGCACAAGGGCAUUAUGGGAGCAGCAGGGUAGCACCCGCCAGUCCAGCGCUCGAUCGAAAGGCGCUACUUCCCAACCCUUCACCACGGAUCGGGUCCGGCGCACAGCAGCCGCCCGAUUUGCGCUGCAGCAUGUGGCCGUGUGAGUUGCACAGGCAGCGGAUGAGGCUGCGCAAUUUGUUGGUAAAGAUAGCGGAAGACAAUUACCGCCGGUACGAGCGGCUGGUACAAACGCAGUUCGUCACCCUGUUCGGUGCGGACGAUGGGGAGGAGCAGGACCUUGGCCCGUACAGUCCCUCGAUCGAGCUGAACGAGGUGCUGGUAUCGAGCUGCCGGCAGCGCAUCGCCAAAUGGGUAGUGCAGGCCCUGAUGCGACCGCUCAACGAUGGGCUGAUAGGAAAUAGGUUUCUAUUUAAAAAGCUGGCCAAGCGGCUGGCCGAUGGUAUCAUCUACCAGAAUCAGUAUCCGGAUAAAAAAUUCAUUCGAAAAUACAUCGAUGAGUAUUUCUGCUCCCACGCACAAAUCAAAAGUAUUGAGGAUAUAACAUGAACUCACGAGCAUGUGCAAAUUAAAUCGUUCCUUUUUCGCACAAUAAACGCCAUCCGUUGUUGGGUGGUGCUACCCAAAAUUCGCCCAUUAGUACGAAAAGUUCGCUAAAUAAUUCCGACACAAGCACGCACAGGUUUUCAGUUGACUUGCACUGGGUAGUACAAUUUUUAUUGACACAAAACGUGCACAAACACGAGAGACACUAUAAAAACACAUAAACAUAAAGAUUGGUUACAGGUGGUGUGCGCGUACUGAAACUGACCAUGAUCAGGAUAAAUAAUGUUCGCUCAAGGUUCUAUCGUGCGCCUGCCAUGUUCCGUACCCAUGGCAACGAACGUUUCGCACCGCGGGGCGGUGGGUUUUUAGCAACUGACUUACAACAGGACCGGUCGCUGGCACACGUUGGCAAGUCAAUUUACUAGUUACCGCACCGCAACGAAGCUUGCUGGGAGUUCGAGGCUACUGGCUCUCCAAGACAUCGGCCGAUCUGCUGAAGAACCACCAAACUGGAACUGCCUCUGGCGUCACCACGGUGCGGCUUGGGUACGGGCACGAUCUGGGCCCAGCACAGUUGUUGCGAAGCAUCAAGCCAAUUCGUCUUCCGGAAGGACAAACUCUUGCUGCUUCGUGCUAGCGUGCCCGUACCACCACCACCACCCCGCGGGGGGGAUACAGGAACAGCACACCGUACGAUGCGCUUGUUCCCGGGGUCAAGGUGUACAGUGUGCCGUUCUAGUGCCGCGUUGCCACACGGUGGGAACAAUUGGCACCGAUACCGCGUUUGUUGUUAACAUUAAAAGCGAUGUAACUAAGCAAACAACAAGCACAAAAAUACGCACGCGCGCGACUUAUUCACAACGUAAAGGAUAAGAGACGCUGGACACCAACGCGAAACAGUAACACGAAUAUAACAAGUUAAAAGAAAACGGUGGGAACUGGGUGCGCGUGCGGGGAGGGGAAAUGGUGCGAGGCCCCAUACUGCGAGGAGGGAAGCUUAACACUACGAAACACGUCCCAACCCCCCAUCGAAAGGGACAGGCGGUACGGGGCAAAUGAACGAUUGAGCGGUCAGUAGUACCGCCACUCUUCGCUGGUGGUCAGCUGGGCGGCUAUUUCGUUCCCCAGCACACCGAGCAUGUGCUGCCGGCCGAGCUUGUUCCACAGCACGUGCGGCAUGAUGCUGCCGGAGACCUUGCGCGGUCCGGGCUGGAAGCACUCGAAACGCACCGUACCGUCCGCGUGCACAAAGUGCUUCCACAGAUCGAUCGUGCGCGGACAGGUGCGGCAGAUGUACUCGUUCAGCUUGAGCAGCCGCUCGGCCAUUGUCGUGCGGCCGCCACUGUUGGCGAUCGGUGUCAGCGUUGUCAUGAUCGGUUCCACGUUACGCUCGCGGAACCGGGCCACCAGCUGGUUGAAGUCAUGGAUCAGAUCGAUCAUCGCGCGUCCGUGCAGCAGAUCGACCGUGCCGACGUUCACCAGCACGUGGUCCGCGAUGAACGGCGCCAUCUCGACGCGUUUGGCAGCCUCCGAGAGCGUUAGUCCUGAGAUGCAUAGUCCGCUCAUAUCGAUGUCGUGGCCUGGUGGUGUCGAAGCAGAGAGCGAAAAGUGUAAGUUGAGCGUCACAUGCGUUCGUUCAUUUACAGCUGUACAUACCUGGAUCGAAUGAAAAUCCGAGCUCCCAUUUAGCUAUGGCUAGGAAAAAGUCGUCUCCCACCAGCUGAUGACGAUGGUACGACGGUCCGUACAUCGACUGUGAGGAAGAGAACAGGAACCAAAAUACCCCACCGAUCAGUACAAUGCAACGUGGAAUGCAUUUCCGCACAUGAAUACUUACAAAAUCAAGCUCAUCCGACCGGGACUGUCUCCAACCUGUGGACCGGUGCUGGCCGCCGCUUCGACGCGUGUACGGAUGUCUUCUCUCGGCGCGAGGCGCACGCCUCACACGGUAGGGCCGUGCCGGCUGUGGCUGUGGCAUCAUAUCGCCGAAAAGGCCAUCCGAUUCCACGGUGCCGGGGCCGCCCAUUUGCGUGCCGGCCGUCGAGUAGCAGUACUGAAAGUUGUUCACCGGCGCCCCGGUAGCACGUGGCAUGUAGCGUCGAUAAUUGCUGCUGCCGGGGCCGCCGCGCGGGGACCGCUGCGCCUGUAUCAUGUCGACCACGUGCUUCGUCCGGGCUGUCCGGCAGAACCACAGCAUCAAACCAUGUGCACCGUCGGUCGAGCACCAAACGCCCUCCAUCCCGAAAAGGUAGUUUAGCAGCGCGGAAUGGGUGUAAAAUCGGUCCAGCAGGUGUAUCCCCGUUAGCUCCCGAUAGUCGUCUACGUGAACGGUAGUGAAAUAGAGGACAAUCACACAAACACACAUUAGCACGCGGCUCAGCCAGUGCAGCACGAUCCUCCGGCGCUCGAUCGCGCUCGCCGUACCUAUUAUGUCUUCCACCGUUGCACCCGCCUUCGACCGGGUGAUGAUAACGCUGCGCAGCUGUACCUGCAGCUCUUCCUCGCCGUCGCAGGAUGUGGUUGGUGCGAGUAAACCCAUGUCGGUAAGUGUGUUUUUUUGUUGUUUUGUUUGUUUUCUAGGCUGUUGGAGUUGAAACAGACCUCACGCACUGCACCCAGUAAAGUAUCACACAGAAAAUUGGUAGAUAGUGUUGUAGCCCGUCAGCCUCG
Anopheles arabiensis is the source of this 4239-nucleotide messenger RNA. RefSeq lists its product as uncharacterized. The record is from RefSeq and is a predicted model, not a curated record. The coding region runs from base 79 to 1572 and encodes 497 amino acids. Lineage: Eukaryota; Metazoa; Arthropoda; Insecta; Diptera; Culicidae. The transcript has 5 exons.